Messenger RNA from Acomys russatus (golden spiny mouse), 4229 nucleotides. It is a transcript of the gene Itgal, whose product is annotated as integrin subunit alpha L. The transcript has 31 exons. The record is from RefSeq and is a predicted model, not a curated record. Lineage: Eukaryota; Metazoa; Chordata; Mammalia; Rodentia; Muridae. The coding region runs from base 155 to 3643 and encodes 1162 amino acids. Gene Ontology annotation, cellular component: external side of plasma membrane; integrin complex. Gene Ontology annotation, biological process: cell adhesion mediated by integrin; cell-cell adhesion; cell-matrix adhesion. Gene Ontology annotation, molecular function: integrin binding.
CACCAGCCUGGUGGCCCUGAGAAAGUUCCACUGCAAGGGGCCCCAUGCAAGAGGCAUCGCCGUUUCCCUCUUCCACCCUGUCUAGGUUGCCAGAAGAUCUCAAAACUCUCCGAGAGUGAGGCUGGACCCACCCGCGGGUCCCUCCUUGGCGCAGAUGAGUUUGUGGAUUACCCGACCCAGACUGUUGCUAUUGGUUCUCCAGCUGUUUGCCAAGGCAUGGAGCUACAACCUGGACACUCGGCAUGCACAGAGCUUCCUGGCACAGGCUGGAAGACAUUUUGGGUAUCGGGUCUUGCAGGUCGGAGAUGGGGUUGUCGUGGGAGCUCCAGGUGAAGGGAACAGCACCGGGAGCCUCUAUCAUUGUCAUCCGAGCAGUGGCUCCUGCCAACCAGUCAGCCUGCGUGGUUCUAACUAUACCUCCAAGUACUUGGGAAUGACCUUGGUGACAGAAGCCGCCAAGGGAAACCUUUUGGCCUGUGAUCCUGGACUGUCUCGGUCAUGUGACCAGAACUCCUACCUCAGUGGCCUGUGCUACUACUUUCCCCAGGGCCUGAGUGGACGGAUGUUACAAAGUCGACCUGCUUAUCAGGAAUGUCUGAAGGGCAACGUGGACCUGGUAUUUCUGUUUGAUGGCUCAAUGAGCUUGGAGGAAAAGGAAUUUGUAAAAAUCUUGGAGUUCAUGAAGGAUGUGAUGAGGAAACUCAGCAACACUUCCUACCAGUUUGCUGCUGUUCAGUUUUCUACAUUGUUCAAGACAGAAUUUACUUUCUUGGAUUACGUCAAGCACAAGGAAAACCCCGACGUGCUGCUCGACUCGGUGAAGCACAUGUGCAGGUUGACCAACACCUUCGGUGCCGUCAACUACGUGGUGAAAAAUGUGUUCACAGAAGAGUCCGGUGCCAGGCCAGAUGCUACCAAGGUGCUCAUCAUCAUUACAGACGGGGAGGCCACCGACAGUGGGGACAUCGACGCAGCCCAAGGCAUCGUCCGAUACAUCAUUGGGAUUGGAAGGCAUUUUAACAACCCAGAAAGCCAGGAGACUCUCCAUAUAUUUGCCUCAAAACCCACAGAGCAAUUCGUCAAGAUUCUGGACACCUUUGAGAAGCUGAAGGAUCUGUUUACUGAGCUGCAGAAGAGGAUUUAUGUGAUCGAGGGCACAAGCAAACAGGACCUGACAUCCUUUAACAUGGAGCUGUCCUCCAGCGGGAUCAGUGCAGACCUCAGCAAGGGCCAUGCAGUUGUGGGAGCAGUUGGAGCCAAGGACUGGGCUGGGGGCUUUCUGGACCUCAAUGAAGAGCUGCAGAAUGUCACAUUUGUGGGACAUGAACAGCUGACCACAGAUGUGAGAGCAGGCUAUCUGGGUUACACUGUGGCCUGGCUGCCCUCCCGUAGCUCUCUGCCACUAUUGGCAGCAGGAGCCCCACGGUACCAGCAUGUGGGGCAAGUGUUGCUCUUCCAAGCACCAGAGGCCAGAGGACACUGGAAGCAGACCCAGAAGAUAGAGGGGACUCAGAUUGGAUCUUAUUUUGGUGGGGAGCUGUGUAGCGUCGAUUUGGACCAAGAUGGAGAGGCAGAGCUGUUGCUGAUUGGGGCACCCAUGUUCUAUGGGGAGCAGAGAGGAGGCCGAGUGUUCAUUUACCGGAGAAGACAGGCACUGUUCGAAAUGGUCUCAGAGCUGCAAGGUGACCCUGGCCACCCUCUUGGACGGUUUGGAGCUGCCAUAACUGCCUUGACAGACCUCAAUGGAGAUGAGCUGACAGACGUGGCCAUUGGAGCCCCUCUGGAGGAGCAGGGGGCUGUGUAUAUCUUCAAUGGGCAGCCUGGUGGGCUCAAUCCCCAGCCGAGCCAGCGAAUACAAGGAGCCCAGGUGUCCCCGGGGAUCCAGUGGUUUGGACGCUCCAUCCAUGGGGUGAAGGACAUCGGAGGGGACAGGCUGGCAGAUGUGGUUGUAGGAGCCAAGGGCCAGGUGACUGUGCUGAGCUCGAGGCCCGUGGUGGACGUUGUCACUGAGAUGUCCUUCUCCCCAGACGAGAUCUCAGUACAUGAGGUGGAGUGCUCCUACUCAGCCAGCCAGGAGCAGAGGAAAGGGGUCAAGCUCAAGGUGUGCUUCCAGAUCCAGGCCCUCACGGCUCGGUUUCAAGGUCGCCUGCUUGCCAAUCUUAGCUACACCCUGCAGCUGGAUGGCCAUCGGACAAGGAGCCGAGGUCUGUUCCCAGGAGGAAGCCACAAGUUCAGUGGGAGCACAUUUGUCACCCCAGAAAAAUCCUGCAUGGACUUCCAGUUUCACUUCCCAGUCUGCAUUCAAGACCUUAUCUCCCCUAUCAACGUCUCUCUGAAUUUCUCUCUUGUGGAGGAGGAAGGAACACCUAGGGACCAAAAGGCGACCAGGGACAUGCAGCCGAUCCUGAGGCCGUCCGUGCAUGCAGUGACUAAGGAGAUCCCUUUUGAGAAGAACUGUGGCGAGGACAAGAAGUGUGAGGCAAACCUGGCCCUCUCAUCCCCAGCCAGCUCUGGAGUCCUACGUCUGACGUCCUCUGCCAGCCUUGCUGUGGAGUGGACGCUGAAGAAUUUGGGAGAAGAUGCUUACUGGGUGCAGCUGGGCUUGCUAUUCCCUUGGGGACUCUCUUUCCGCAAAGUGGAGAUGCUUAAGCCCCACAGCCAAAUGCCUGUGAGCUGCGAGGAGCUCAACGACGAGUCGGGUCUCCUGACCAAGAAACUGGCGUGCAAUGUAAGCUCUCCCAUCUUCAAAGCAGACCGAGAGGUCAGCCUCCAAGUGAUGUUUAACACGCUACUCAACGCGUCCUGGGGAGACUUUGUCGAGCUGAAAGGCACUGUGCACUGUGAGAACGAGAACUUAAGCCUUCUGGAGGACAACUCAGUCACCACCCGCAUCCCUGUCCUGUACCCAGUGAACAUCCUCACUGAGGACCAGGAGAACUCCACACUCUAUAUUGGUUUCACCCCUAAAGGUCCCAAGACCCAACCAGUCCAGCAUCUCUACCAGGUGACGAUUCAGCCUUCUGCCUACGACCACAGCACCCCGACACUGGAGGCCUUGGUGGGGGUGCCGCGGCCUCACAGUGAGGACCCCAUCACACACACAUGGACUGUACAGACGGAUCCUCCUGUCACUUGCCACUAUGAGGACCUGAAGAGGCCACCCGGUGACGCUGAGCAGCCUUGUGUGCCUGGAGUCCAGUUCCGCUGCCCAAUUGUCUUCAGGCAGGAGACCCUCAUCCGAGUGACCGGGACCGUGGAACUCUUGGAGGAAAUCAAGGCCUCCUCCACACUCAGCCUCUGCAGCUCACUCACCAUCUCCUUCAACAGCAGCAAGCACUUCCAUCUGUACGGCAGCAAAGGCUCCAAGGCCCAGGUCCUCAUGAAGGUCGAUGUGGUGUACGAGAAGGAAAUGCUUCACCUGUACGUGCUCAGCGGCACUGGGGGGCUGCUGUUACUGUUGCUGAUUUUCCUAGCACUGUACAAGGUUGGCUUCUUCAAACGGAACCUGAAGGAGAAGAUGGAGGCUGACGAGGCUGUUCCAAGCGGAAGCCCUGGCGAAGACGCUAACCCUCUGGCAGUCUCUGGGGAAGAGACCAAAGAUCUGGACUGUCUAGAACCCCUCCACACCAGUGACAAGGACUAAGGCCUGGGCCUGAUACACUGGCAGCCCAGGAAUAGACUUGACAGCCCUGGCGCUGACCAGCUUCAGCCGCAUGCCACCGUGUACCCUCUCCUUGCCUAGUCAUGACUGCUCCUGGUCCUCGGUUCCCCUGUCUGAAGCAUAGAGCUCAUUCCUACACUAUCUGCAGGUGCAUGGCAAGUCGGCUGAGGGAGGCCAGGAGGGCCAUCGGUGAAGCCUGCCUUCCGCUAGCCCGCCUUGUUGUCCGCCUGAGAGAAUCUUUGCAAUAAACCUGGAGGAACUGUCAUCUCAGAACCCAGUAAUAUUCCAGCCCUCCCAAGUGCCCCAUGCUGUCCCAGCCUUCCGGAUCUGCCCCACACUCUCUCUCUCUCCUGCCUGGAGGCUAGCCGGGACUCUGUCGCCAGACAGCAAGCACACCCCACCUGUGUCACUGCAUUGCUACUGCAGAUGCCUUCUUCUUGAGCAAAGGCAACGUUCCUUGGUGAGCCUCAGGAGGCCUUCCCAAGCCUCUGCUGACGAUGACCCAUCUCUUAUGUCUCUUUCCUGCCUCUCUGCCCCAGGCUGCAGCUGCCUCAGCCUUUUCAGAGUC